GGACUGAUGGUUAGCCUUCUCGUCCUUCUCUAUCCCGCAUAACAUCCAUCUCGUCCUUGGCCGGAACUUGCAAUGCUAGAGCUAGUGUAGACCGCCGGCCGUCAGAACUCAGUCGAGAGCAACGCUAUACUGAUUUCUGGAUCGUGAGAGCGCCGACGGCCGGCCGCCCGGAGGGUCAGUGCUGCCGCUCGCCGUCAGACGACAAGGGGAGGGUUCCGGAUCCAGGAAAACCAGGUCGAGGGGAAGAAAUGCCGUCGACGGGGUCUCUGGAAUCCAGGGCAACCCUUGCGCCCGGCAGCAAGCGGAACAGGCGCGGGACCUCAACCACCGCACCCACGUUGGGGGUGACGACCCGCUCGAGGUCCCAAUCGGCAAGGACCAAGCUUGAUGGGGCCGGCGAGGCGGAUGGGUGCAGGAAAAGGAAGCUUGGUGGGAGAGUAUCACCGGAGAGGUCCAAGAAAGGGAAAAGCAUCCUCGAGCACAGCCAGGAAAGUCUAAGUUGGAUGGACGAUGAUGAUGAUGACGAUGGCGGCUCAUCUGCAGUCAGCUCUCCAAUUCGCGUGCCUUACAAGCCCGAGGAAACCAACUGCGACAGCGAGUUAGCCAAGGUUUACAGGCAGUUCUACCAAAAAGUAGUUCGGCAUAAUGAAUUGCCCACGCUUUAUGCCGAUCACCCUCCAAAUUUCCUGGUCGAUGAUUCGACGCUUCUUCACAUCCGUGAGCCUGCAAGGAAGAUGGUGCUUCGUGCGGCUCAAUUUGUCGUUGGGAUUUCAUCCUCGAUUGAUGGUGAGCCGCUAGCACAGUGUUCUGGUUUCUGGAUUGAUUUCGAUAAUGAGAGCAGAACUGGUACCGUUGUGACGACGGCACUUCUUAUUCGCACAAAGCAUCCAACACAUGAUCCUUGGUUUUGCAAAGACCAGUAUGCUUCUGAUGCUAAGGUUAAUGUCCACUUGCGGGGUUACAUCACUGUAGAGGGUGACCUGCUCUACUACCAGAAGCACUACAAUCUUGCUUUCUUGAGAAUUAGAGUGGAAAAGGAUCAAUCUGUUCAGUUAUCCUUACCCUCUUAUAGUGAUAAUGUGGAAUGUGCUCAAGACAUUUUUGAGCUUGGAAGAGAUAAACAUUCCGAUUUACUGAUAAAUCAUGGUAGAGUGGAAUAUUCAAACCCAACCAAGUGUGAGCGGCAUCACCAUAUGUACAUUCAAGGGCCACAGCGAGAUCGUAUGUAUGAUAAAGGAGGUCCUGUCGUUGACUUAGACGGGAAGGUUGUGGGAAUGAUCUGCAAUUAUUCAAGAGCGUCCUUCAUACCUUCAUCAAUUCUACUCAAGUGCUUUCAUCUGUGGAGAAACUUCCGGCGCAUCCCUCGUCCGCACCUUGGAUUGCAAUUUAAUGCCAUCAGCCUUCUAAACCCUGCUCAUGCUGAGCAGAUAUCGGUAGUGUGCGGGGUUGAUGAGGGUCUUGUUGUUCAAGAGGUGUCUGGAGACUCUGCUGCCGAAAAAUGUGGAAUCCGAAUUGGAGACGUUAUUGAAUGUAUCAAUGGUAAAAGUAUUCCUACUACUGUGGAGUUGGAAAACAUGCUGCUGAGCAUAAUCGAGAAGAGUGGAGAUGGCCUUAAUUCUGAUCUGGAUUUGAAGAUUCAGGUAUACUGCACGCGUAGGAAUGUUAGGAGAGUCAAAGUAUUAACUGUGAAUGUAUCUGACGACGGUGAAUAUUGUGUACCAUAUUGUAUGCCACUACCAGCUGGGUGUGUGGUCACUCGACCCAGGAACUCACCUCACCGAGUGAGCCCAGGUCAGAAUUCUGUUACGCCAAAUGAGGAGUUGAGCACAAGGAGGAAGGAGAGGAGGUAGCAGCUCAUUUUAACGGAUAGUUGGAACGAAACUACUAGUGGGUCCUGUACAAUGGA
Molecule: messenger RNA, 1906 nt
Organism: Lolium rigidum
Lineage: Eukaryota; Viridiplantae; Streptophyta; Magnoliopsida; Poales; Poaceae
Exons: 11
Coding region: 249-1850 (533 amino acids)
Molecular function (GO): protein binding
Source: RefSeq, a predicted model, not a curated record